GUAAAAUCUAUAUAUAGCAUUUUCUUCAGUUACUUUCUCCUCGCAAUUUAUCUUUUAUUUCCGCAAUCAAGAACAUCUCUCUCUCUCUCUCUCUAGAAAAGUGGAGAGAUCUGGGAUCUCUUUCUCUCUCUUGUACGGUCCUGUCAAACAACGGUCUCUUCUAUAAAGCUCCGCCCAAGUGUUUUUGAUUAUCCACUGGGUGCGAGAUUCUACACGACGGCUUCUUGAAUUAGCAUUUGUUCGUGUAUCAUGGCAGUGGAGGUAGUUAAAUCUAACAUGGUCAUCGUUGAUAACGGAAGUGCUGCAAACGAAUCAAUGGAUAAUGAAAAAGUCAACAUAAAGUUUGGCUCUCAUGGUGUGGAAGAGCCAGCCAAAGGCGAAGCAAACAGUGUUUCUGCGCCUAACAAUCUCCCAACGGACGCAGUUGACGAAUGGCCCGAGCCGAAGCAGAUACACUCGUUUUACAUUGUUAGAUAUCGGGCUUUGGAAGACCACAAUCUGAAGGCUAAACUCGAUUUGGCUGACAAAGAGCUACAGAAAAAGAAUCAGGCCCGAUUUCAGAUUAUCGAAAAAUUAAGGGCUAAAAGAGGAGAUCGAGGACAGGUGUUAGCUGAAAUACGGUCGUUAAGUGUCGAGAAUCGACAGUUUAGGACAAUAAUCGACGAGAAACGAAAAGAAAUGGAACCUCUUCAACAAGCUCUUGGCAAGUUGAGGGGUAACUCUUCGGGGGGUGGUCGAGAGAAGGGUUCAGGUAUUAUAUGUUCAUCCGAGGCAGAACUCAAUAAUCUUAUUAAAAGCUUAGAGUACCGGAUUCAGCACGAGAGCAUUCCUCUCAGCGAAGAGAAACAAAUCAUGAGGGAAAUUAAACAGCUUGAAGGGACGAGGGAUAAGGUUAUCGUAUUUGCCGCCGAGAGGGCGAAAAUUCAAGAUUCGAUGGGCGAAAAAGUUGACAUACAGGGACAGGUCAAAUCGAUAGGAGUGGAUCUUGAUGGGGUUAGAAAGGAUAAACAAGUGGUGAAUGCCAAACUUAAGCAGCUCGACGAAGCGAAAGCUGCUAUUGAGAAAGAGAUCAAUGCUUUAGAGGCGGAACUUAAUGCGGUUUCGGAAAAGAGGGACAGUACUUUCGAAACCAUUCGAAGUAUGAGGAAACAACGAGAGGAAGGGAAUACUCCGUUUUAUCAAAACCGUAUGGUCUUGACCAAAGCUAAAGCACUUGCGUCUGACAAGGAUGUCGGUGCUCUGAAGGAACAUUCCGACACAGAGGUCGAGAAUUUCAUGUCCCUAUGGAACAGUAACAAAUCUUUCAGGGUUGACUACGAGAGCAGAAUCUUGCAAUCUCUCGACCAGAGGCAGCUAAGUAAAGAUGGCCGCUUGAGGAAUCCAAACGAGAAGCCACUUUUACAACCGGAAACACCACCUGCAGCUGCUGCUGCUCCAAGAAACGAGAUUGUUGCAAAACAAACCCCCAAAGAGGUGGCUGUGGCCCCCACCACGGAAGCCGUUGUUGUGGUGGACCCCACUUCUGAACAGAAGGUCGAGAAAGCAAAGGGUGCUAAAGGAGGAAACAAGAAAACCCGUGUAGACGAACAAGAAGAAGAAGAAGAAUUGUUCUUCGUUACGAAAAAAGAUUCUCUUCCCAAGAAAACCGAAGUCGACGAGGCGAAGCUGAAGGAGAUCAAGAGGGAGGAGGAGAUAGCCAAGCGUAUACAGGCGGAGGAAAGGAAGAAGAAGAUGGCCGAGAAAGCUGCUGCCAAAGCUGCCAUUAAAGCCGAAAAGGAAGCUGAAAAGAAGCUCAAGGAGCGUGAGAAGAAAGCGAAGAAGAAGAGUGGAGGUGGUGCAGUAACUGCUGCGGAUUCCGAAGAAGCUGUUGCAGAGGUAGCUGAACCCCAGAAGAUUGAAGAAGAAAUCGAAAUUCCGGCACCAACUGAAAAGGUGAAGGAUCGUAAAGGAAGUAGUACAGUUAGGGCUAGAGCACGUCCGAGGGGGCAGGAUACAAUUACGAAGACUAUACUGAAACGCAAGAAAGGGACAAAUUAUUGGGUGUGGGCAGCUCCAGCUGCGACUGUGGUGGUCCUUGUGCUUGUGGUCGUCGCAAAAAGCUAUCUUUAGUUGAGCUUUUUUCUCUUUCUUGAUGAUUGUGUACGGAGUUAGAGAGAGAGAGAGACUCGGUUCGGUACUAGUAAGCGUAAGUUUUUGAAAUGUUGGUAGAGCAAAUAGGUUCGGAACUAUUUACUGCUGAGAGACUACACUCGUUUUUUUUCCUUUCUUUUUCGUUUUGUUAUAUUCGAAGUUUUGAUCUUAUAAAUGUUACUUAAAUCAUUUUGUUUUUCUUCUUUUUAUUAUUUCAAUUGGUUUUAUU
Molecule: messenger RNA, 2359 nt
Organism: Erythranthe guttata (spotted monkey flower)
Lineage: Eukaryota; Viridiplantae; Streptophyta; Magnoliopsida; Lamiales; Phrymaceae
Source: RefSeq, a predicted model, not a curated record